AUGCCCCUGACGAGCGUAGUUGCUGAUGCACUCGGCGUAGUCACAAUCUCUCUUGUCACACUUUUGGGUCUCAUUGGUUUGCUUUGCAUCUUAUACUCCUUUUACUUUCGCGACCACAUUCGUACCCAAACCCAUACCCAACUCGGAUACUUCAGUGGCCCGUGGGUUAUCCGUAUUAUUUUCAUCUUCUUCUCAAUCUUUUGGGGCUUCAGUGAAAUCCUACGUCUCGAAUUCUUGAGACGCGAAGGCCGGGUCCUACACACUCUCAAUUCAAAAUGGCAGGAAAGGAACACGAGUUCCGGGCCGUUGAGCCGGAAGUGGAACAUCAAAACGACGGUUUACGUUCUCCUAGGUUUCCUACCGUUGUUUGCGCUUCAAAUGACGGUUGUUUUCGUCGGACCUCGAUACGAAACGGAUUUGCAUUUGAACGAGAAAGGUUACUUUUUUAAAACGACGGCUGGGCCUGAGUACGAGAAUGACGUGGCGCGCUGCUAUUACCCGUUACUGAGUACCAUCUUUCUUGGUCUUUUUGCCACCGUGUUGACUGUUUAUUUGUUCUGGCUCGGGAGGCGGAUACUAAUUUUGGUCAUCAAUAAGGGGUUGCAGAGAAGAGUGUACACAUUGAUAUUUUUGGUUUCUAGUUUUUUUCCAUUACGGGUUUUGUUACUCGGUUUAUCUGUUUUGUUCAAGCCAGGGGACGCGGUGUUUGAAGUUCUUGCAUUUUUGGCUUUUCUUUCUCUUUUAUGUUGUUCGGGGGUUGGGAUUUGUGUUCUUGUUUACUUCCCGAUUGCAGACUCUUUAGCUUUGAAGAAUCUGCAAGAUAUCAGGGAACAUGACACUCGCUCAUUAAUUGCUAACUGUGGCCCGCCUGAUGAUUUUACUACGGGGUCCACAAAAAGGGGGUCCAUCUCGUUUAGGGCAAUUGAAAGGGAGGAAAAUAUGGGAGGCUUUGUGGAGUUGAGUCUGUUUUCGCCUAGUCAGCAUUUGACCCCGAUGGGUUCGCCUCAGGUUCAUGGCUGGCCGAUGCUUCCUUUGGGGUCGAGCUUGUGA
Messenger RNA from Lactuca saligna, 1050 nucleotides. The record is from the annotation of a GenBank genome assembly. NCBI's taxonomy places the organism in Eukaryota, Viridiplantae, Streptophyta, Magnoliopsida, Asterales, Asteraceae.